Messenger RNA from Helianthus annuus (common sunflower), 1392 nucleotides. Its product is annotated as extensin-like. Bases 1 to 1392 code for a protein of 463 amino acids. Lineage: Eukaryota; Viridiplantae; Streptophyta; Magnoliopsida; Asterales; Asteraceae. The transcript has 2 exons. The record is from RefSeq and is a predicted model, not a curated record.
AUGAAUGGCAAGGUUGUUCCUGGUCCCGAGCUCAAAGGAGCUGAAACUGUGGAAGUAAUGCUUGCCGGAGCUGUAGUUUGCGUACUAACAGCUAUGGAUCCCGAAUUCAUAGAACUCGAGGCCACCAUAGAUCUGUUCGUUGCUCAAGAAAUUCACCAAGGAAUCAUCAACAUGCCUCCAAGAGUAAGGGGACGAGGCAAGGGUCCCAUGCGUGGGGGACCGUCGUCAGCAGGACCAUCUCAUAGACGCACUCCAUCAGCGUCCUUUUCCACCUCCGACUCUCACGAUAUGUGGGGUCAACCUUUUGAGCCGGCAAGACACUCAGUCUCGCUAAGCUCAUCGCCUUCUUUCCACCCGUCCUUUGGGCCACUUGUUCCUGAUGAACCCCAACAUUCACACCACUCUCAGCAAUCUCACCAUUCUCACGAGUCUUACCAUUCAAACCACUCUUCGCAAUCCCAUUCGUUUCACCACUCUGAUUCCCUCUACUCCCCGGGACAGUUUAACCCAAACGACUAUGUUAACGAUUUUCUUGGUUACAACCCCUUGGGCCCUGAGGACCAUUUUUCUCAGGGGAUGGAAACGGACGAUGAUCCAGAUCCGGAGAUGCAGACCGGAACACCGGGUCACCCAAUCAGCAUAUCGAGUGGAUCCCCAUUUCAGGGAUCACCUUACAAUGGACCCGACUCGUUCCAGGAGAAAAUGGCCAAUUUUGAUUGGUUCUUUACCCCAUCUUACCAUAACUUUCCAACCCAACCACCUUUGGUUGAACCGCAGCUCCAAGCUGUCUCACCACCGCCACUUCCUGUAGAGGAGCCACCGCAGCCACCUCCCGAGCCUCCGAGGCAAAGAAGGAACGCGCGUAUGUCCGUACGGGGGGGACCUCGUUUCAGUUCUCCCCGGAGUUCGAGUUCUUAUCCCCCUAUUCCGGAGGAUCCCCAGAUGGGUGGGCCCUCGAAUGCGGCGCCGGAGGUUGAACCUCCGCCAGCUUCUUAUGCACCACCUGAGGCGCCUAUGGGUUUUGAUAACCCAAUCCCGACUUACCUAGGUUCUUCUGGGUAUAAUCCUUUUGAAAACCCAUCGGGGUACCCCUCGGACUAUGUAUCUCAAGACCUUUACCUUACGGCUGCGCAGUAUCACCAUCUUUACCCUUCUUCUUACCCUCCGGUUCUUCCAACUGGAUAUCCAGUACCGGGUUAUCAGUACCCACCGUACCAACAACCUCCUCCUCAGCAGCAGCAACAGACUCAGGAAAUCCUGGAGAGGUUAGAUAGGGUUGAGCACAAGGCUAGGAAAAACAAGGAGAAGCAUAAUAGCUUUAUGAAAGGCCUUGCAAACCUUAUCAAAGGGAAGAAGAAGUAUAGGAUUGUUUUAUUUUCUUGGUUGUUGUAA